This is a messenger RNA of Polypterus senegalus (gray bichir), 1860 nucleotides long. RefSeq lists its product as uncharacterized. The record is from RefSeq and is a predicted model, not a curated record. The coding region runs from base 1 to 1860 and encodes 619 amino acids. Lineage: Eukaryota; Metazoa; Chordata; Cladistia; Polypteriformes; Polypteridae. The transcript has a single exon.
AUGCAAACAUUAGAAAAGUCAAGCAACCAGUCCAUAAAUAACAGUUUUAAAGAGCUACUUUCACAGUAUGCACAGGUUUUUCGGGAUGGCAUUGGCACAUUAAAACAUUUGAAAGCCCAGAUUGUAUUAGAAGAUAAUGCAGUGUCAAGGUUUCACAAGGCAAGGCCAGUGCCAUAUGCCCUACGCCCCAAAGUAGAAGCAGAAUUACAAAGACUAGAAAGGGAAGGCAUACUGACAAAAGUGGAAUGGUAUGAAUGGGCGACACCAAUUGUGCCAGUUGUUAAGGGUGAUGGCACUGUGCGCAUAUGUGGUGACUUUAAGGUGACAGUGAACCCGGUGUUAAAAACUGAACAAUAUCCCUUACCCCGUAUAGAUAAAAUCUUUGCAUCUCUGGGCAGAGGAGAAAAGUUUUCAAAAAUUGACCUUGCACAAGCAUACUUACAGAUGGAAGUAGAGGACUCAUCCAAAAAGUAUUUGACUAUUAACACUACUAAAGGCCUGUACCAGUAUAACCGUUUGGUUUUUGGAGUUGCUUCAGCACCAGCCAUAUGGCAGAAGGCCAUAGAACAAGUCUUACAGGGCAUUCCUGGCACUCAGUGCUACCUUGAUGACAUUCUUGUUACAGGGGCUGAUGACAAGGAGCAUCUAGAGAAUCUAGGAAAAGUCCUGAGCAGAUUAGCAGACUUUGGCUUGAGAGUCAACAAAAAUAAGUGUGAGUUUUUCAAAAAUUCUAUUGAGUAUUGUGGACACCAAAUAGAUAAAGAAGGCUUACAUAAAUGUAAAAACAAAAUUGAAGCCGUUCUGAAAGCACCAAAACCCCAAAAUGUAUCUCAAUUGUGGUCAUUUUUGGGACUAGUUAAUUAUUAUCACAAGUUCCUUCCAAAUCUUUCAACUGCUUUGCAUCCUUUAAACAGUUUGCUGCGCAGUGAAACAGCAUGGAGCUGGACUAAAGACUGUGAGCGUGCCUUCAAAGAAGCAAAAUCUCUUGUAACAUCUGACAAUGUGCUAACUCAUUAUGACCCCAACUUGCCACUCCAGCUUGCAUGUGAUGCCUCUCCUUAUGGUAUUGGUGCUGUAUUGUCACAUAAGUUUACUGAUGGGACAGAACGGCCAAUUGCCUUUGCCUCAAGAUCCUUAACUCCAGCAGAGCGUAAUUAUGCCCAAAUUGAUAGAGAAGCCCUUAGUUUGGUUUGGGGAGUUAAGAAGUUUAACCAGUAUUUAUAUGGGAGACAUUUUACCUUGCUGACUGAUCAUCAGCCAUUGCUGUCCAUCUUUAAUCCAUGUAAGGGUGUCCCAGGUAUGGCUGCUGCACGACUUCAAAGAUGGGCAUUAUUUCUUGGGGCCCACACUUACACUAUUGCAUUCAAGGGUACAGAGCAUCAUGGUAAUGCUGAUGGACUGUCGCGGCUUCCAUUGGAGUUAUCACAACCCAGGAAUUUAGUGGAACCAGUAGACAUGUUCCAAAUGGCUCAGGUAGACUCAUUGCCAGUCACGUGUUCUGACAUCCAGCGAGAGACGCGCUGCGACCCAACACUUUCUAAAGUUUAUGAACUGACAGUUAAAGGUUGGCCAUCCACGGGCAAUGCAACUUUAUCAGCCUACUCAUCACGACGUGACCAACUGUCUGUAAGUCAAGGUUGCAUUUUGUGGGGCACACGUGUUAUAAUUCCACCAAAACUUCGUACCAAGGUCCUUGAGGUACUACAUGAAGGGCACUUAGGAGUGGUAAAGAUGAAGAACUUGGCUCGCAGCUAUGUCUGGUGGCCUGGCAUUGAUCACCAGCUGGAUGACCUCACAAAGACAUGUAAUGGGUGCCAGCAGACUCAAAGGUCACCAGCGUCUGCACCACUUCACCCCUAG